AUGUCUUCUUGCGAAAAAGAAGUCAAGAAGAUUGGCAGUAAACUAGAAAAAUUAAUCGAGGCCAAACAAAAUGACGAGGCGCUGGAACUACUCGGGGUCCUCGCCAAGCAGCCGAUUACAGUUCUUGUCUUGACGAAUACCCGGAUCGGCGUGACUGUAAACGAGCUGCGCAAGAAGAGCAGUGACGAGAAGUUUGCGAAAAGGGCGAAGGCGCUCGUCAAGGAAUGGAAGUCGAUGUUCGAGGGCGGCGACGCGAAGAGCUCCCCGAAACACGACAAGCCCAAGGAGAAAGAAGUCGUCAAGUCUGCCCCCGCAACCACUUCAGCGCCUACGCCCACAGCUCCUCCAGUUGCCAAGCCGCCUGCCGAGAAAGCCUCGUUCUCCGGCAACUUCCCACCCGAUGAGCUGGCCGGCGAUGAGAUUCGAAUCAAGGCCUGUGAGCUGUUGCUCACCUCGCUCAAGUGCAAACCGCUCCCGGAGGGCACGCACGACCCGGAGGAGUUGGCGAUAAAGAUCGAGGCCAAGCUGUUCGAUUCUAACGGCAAGAACAGCAGCGAAAAAUACAAGGCCGCCCUCCGCUCGCGCGUCUUCAACCUGAAGAAGAACGACGCCCUCCGCGAGAACGUGCUCACCGCCGUCGUGUCGGCCGAGAAAUUUGCGGUGAUGACAUCGAACGACAUGGCGUCGGAUGAGGUGAAGAAGCUGCGCGAGAAGUUUGCCCAAGACGCCAUUCGCGACGCCCAAGUGUCUGUGCAACAAGGCACCCCAUCGGAGAUGUUCAAGUGCGGCAAGUGCCAAAAGAAGAACUGCACAUACACCCAGCUGCAGACGCGAUCGGCCGACGAGCCGAUGACGACGUUCGUCUUCUGCCUCGAGUGCGGCAAUCGGUGGAAAUUCUGC
Mesorhabditis spiculigera is the source of this 900-nucleotide messenger RNA. Lineage: Eukaryota; Metazoa; Nematoda; Chromadorea; Rhabditida; Rhabditidae. The record is from the annotation of a GenBank genome assembly.